AUGGAAAACCAAAGCAGGUCUACGAUUAAUCAACAGGACGAAAACAAAAGUAAGUCGAAAGUGGUCCUGCCUAAAGGAAAGAGAUUGAUGACUCGCCGGGUUUUGGGUGAAGUGCAUCCAAAUGUGCAGUGCCAACGUGAUAUAUCCAAGAAAGCCACAAUUCCUGAUGCCGAGUGUGAGAAAAAACCGCUAAAGGCUGUCACACGAAGAAGAUACAGCCAUGUCCAGGCAAAGGUUGACACUGGUCUUGGUGCCAAAUCUAUUCAAGCAUCGUCAAGGCCAUCUCCACAAGCUACAUGUGCUGCAAUGCAUACUAGAAAUGCUGUUAAAGAAGAUCUCAAAAAAGACAUUGAAAUUGAAUCAAAAAAGGUUUUAACACAAGUGAAGAGGUCUAAAGACCCUAAGGAAUCUAUAGGAAGACAGAAUUUACCUGAAACCAUUGUUGAGAAUUUGACGUCAGAAAUUGAAGAUAUUGAUGCUGAAGACUCUAACCCAACCAUGAUGUCUAGCUAUAUUAAGGACAUCUACAAAUAUCUGACCACCCUUGAGAAGAGGUAUCCAAUUGUAAAGAACCAUUUAAAAAAUCAAACUGAAAUAAGAUGUCGCAUGAGGGCUCCUCUGAUAGAUUGGCUGGUAAAGCUUCAGUGCGAGUUUUCUUUGCUCCUAGAGGCUUUACACUUGGCUGUUGGAAUUAUAGACCGGUAUUUGCAGGUCGCACCCAAUGUACCAAAGAACAGAUUGCAGCUCAUUGGUGUAACUGCGAUAUUUAUCGCCUGCAAAUAUGAAGAAACAUACGCCGUCCACGUCACUGAACUCGUUCAAGUCACAGACCGUGCAUACACCAAGAAUGAAAUAUUGACAUGCGAGAAGGAAAUAAUGAGGAAGCUAGAUUUCAGUCUGGCGAGGCCCAUACCGCUCACCUUCAUCAGGCGGUUCAUCAAAGUGGCUCACUGUACAAGAAAGAAUGAUUACUUAGCAAAAUACUUCGUCGACCUGUGUUUGCUGGCGUACUCCAUGGCUCACUAUAAGCCGUCCGAAUUGGCCGCCGCAGCCGUCUGUCUCUCGCUACACGUCCUCCCCGGCACGCCUCUCCAGGACGUGUGGACACGUACGCUCGCAUAUUACUCGGGGUACGAACUAGCUCACAUUCGACCCAUACUUGGGAAAAUAGCGACCUUAGUGAUAAACGUAGACAAGUCUAACUUCAAAGCGGUCCAACAAAAGUACUCUCACGUGGCACUGGGCAAAGUGUCGACGCUUCCGCAUCUAAAAGGACGCGCCAUGUUUAAACUCGCUCGGAGCUCAUCUUAA
Messenger RNA from Leptosia nina, 1311 nucleotides. The record is from the annotation of a GenBank genome assembly. Lineage: Eukaryota; Metazoa; Arthropoda; Insecta; Lepidoptera; Pieridae.